Strongyloides ratti is the source of this 441-nucleotide messenger RNA. Its product is annotated as Methionine-R-sulfoxide reductase B2, mitochondrial. NCBI's taxonomy places the organism in Eukaryota, Metazoa, Nematoda, Chromadorea, Rhabditida, Strongyloididae. Gene Ontology annotation, molecular function: peptide-methionine (R)-S-oxide reductase activity. The transcript has 3 exons. Bases 1 to 441 code for a protein of 146 amino acids. Gene Ontology annotation, cellular component: cytoplasm. The record is from RefSeq and is a predicted model, not a curated record. Gene Ontology annotation, biological process: protein repair; response to oxidative stress.
AUGUCAUGUGGAAUAGAUAAAAUAAAAGAUAAAAAAAAUCCUAAAGAAAUAUCAGAUGAGGAAUGGAAAAAAGUUUUGUCUCCUGAGGAGUUUCAUAUAACUAGAGAAGCAGGUACAGAACCAAAAUUUUCUGGUGAGUAUGAUAAAUUUUUUAAGCCUGGAAAAUAUACUUGUAAAUGUUGUGGAAUUGAUUUAUUUUUGUCGGAGAAUAAAUUUGAUUCAGGUUGUGGAUGGCCUGCUUUUGAUAAAUCUGUUGAUCAAGACUUGAAUAUAAUUCGCCUUGAAGAUAAUUCUUAUGGUGUCACAAGAACUGAAGUUCGUUGUAAAAAUUGUAAUGCUCAUUUGGGUCAUGUAUUUGAUGAUGGACCAAAAGAUACCACAGGGGAACGUUAUUGUAUCAAUAGUGUUUCAAUAAAUUUUGAAUCUAAGAAAUCUGAAUAA